AUGACCGAGUUACGGCCUGCAGGGUGGAGGGCUGGGGUUGACUUCUGUACCUAUCUCCGACUGGCAACCGGUCAGCCCAAGUACACGGUGAGCGCCCAAAAGUUGUGCGACUCAACUUAUUUUCAGCCUGUAACUGCUCUAACCGAGCCAACUGCCCUUCGGCAUCAGCUUACCGCCCUAGGCCCACUGAUCCGGCCACCUUGUGCCUCGGGGCUUCUCUAG
Molecule: messenger RNA, 222 nt
Organism: Protopolystoma xenopodis
Lineage: Eukaryota; Metazoa; Platyhelminthes; Monogenea; Polystomatidea; Polystomatidae
Source: the annotation of a GenBank genome assembly